CCUCCAGCGACUCUGUUUUCCUCUCUCUCUCCUACAUUGUCUGCUGGAUAGUAAGAGAGAGAGAGAGAGAGAUAGGAGGAGGAGAGAGCCGCGGAACAGAUGUGACAGGACUUUUUUUCACACCUCUCGUUUUGGGGACUUUACAAUCUACAUUUUUUGCCGCACGUGUGUGUGUGAGUUUUUUCGUUUUUUUCUCUUUCUUUCCUGACGUUUUUCUUAAAUUAUUCUCACUCCGGCCGACGACAAUGUCGGAGAGCAUCGCGAGGAAGGUCCAGCCUUUCACCAUCGGCACCAAGCUGUCCGCCCCGGCGGUGCCCAAGAGCCCCGACUUCACGCCACAGAGCUUCCACCUCCGUCCCCUACACCACCACCCUCAACACCGCCUCCGUCACCAACACCACCACAGCGUCAACAAGAGCCUGGACAACCGCACGCCGGCCUCCUGCAACCUCAACGACAACGCCUCUCUCUACCUCAGCCUCUCUCAGGGGUCCCAGGCGUCCCAGGCCGGCCACGGACCCCUCACUGUCUCAGUCCUGCCCCCCCACUGUGAGGCAGACCGGGACCCUGACACAAGCGGUGGUGCUGGCGGUGGCAGUCCAGCCGGCUGGGGACAUGGCAGAGGAGGACCAGCUGAACCAGAAUGUUCUGGCUGCUACUACUACUACUACUACUACUACUACUGCUACUGGGAGUGCUACGUCCACCACCACCACCACCACGGCCGUGUCGCGGUCCAUCAAGAAGAUCACCAUCUCAGGCAGCAGAGAGAGCAGCCGGGAGACGCAGGCUGCCAGUAGGCUCCUCGCUCAGGGGUCGGGUAAAUCCUCGCCCGGCCAGAACACCAACAACAACAACAAUAACAACAAGAUCACAGCCACGGCCAGAGCAGGGGCUCCACUGCCUGCUAUUGUGGGGGUGAGCUUGUGAGAAUAAGCCCGGUUCUCACUUUAAGGUCUUACUUAGAAAGGACCGAGUCGCUGAAGCCCAGACCGUUAAAGAACAGACCACAUUACAAGUGAAGAGUGAGAGUGCUGCUCUGCAGGUGACCUCAGUUCCCGGCCCGGUCGCCCAGGAGCGAGUCAAGAGGAGAGGAGAGCCAGCAGCAGCAGCACCCAGGCCUACACAACAACGGGUCAUUGCCCGUCGUAUCCCACAGUGACUGCUUUACCCAGCGGAACGCCCUCUUCAACCAGGAGAUCCUCCAGGCCGAGGCAUGGAUCAAGAGGAGGCUGCAGGAGCUACAGGGAGGCCCCGCUGGCCAGUGCUGCCCCCUGCAGGGCAGCGAGGAGGCCUCCACCACGCUGCACAGAGACCUCAAGGUCUUCGAGAACACGCCUGACUCAGCUCAACCAGACGGGCGAGCAGUUGAUCUGCAAGCUGAACCCCUCGGCGGAGCUGGCGAGGAGACAGCUGAGCCAGCUCAGAGAGCACUGGCAGACGCUGAGACAGACGGCGGCCGAUCAGGCGAGGGCGCCGGGUGGCGUUGGCGUGAGGAGCUUGCAGGAGUUUCAACAGGAAAGUCGAGCGACUCGAGGCCUGGAUCAGAGACAAGGAAGCAGAGCAGAGCCUGUCCAACAUCCUGGCGGAAAACGUGGACAAAAUGCAGCUCACGAGGAAGAUCCUCGAUCUGAAACAGGAGGAGCUGCUCCAGAGAACCCUCCACGAGGAGAUCAACCAGCUGGCCUCCAGGCUGGAGAAGCAGGGGAAGACGGACGGCCGACAUGUCUCCAGCACCAGGAAGAACGUCAACAAAAUGUGGCUGAAGGUGCAGGCCCAUCUGAAGACCUACCACGAGGACCUGCAGCUCGCUCUGGAGGCGUCCUCGCUCUACCACCAGGCAGACAGCAUCCUGUCGGCCAUCCACAACGUGAGGAGAAGUCCACGUGAGCGCGGGGACACCGAGUCGCACGGCGACAGGGAGAUCCGGGACAUCGCCAGUCAGAUCAUGAUGCUGAACGUGAACGUCUCCCAGCUGUCCAACCUCCACCCCGCCCUGGCGCCCGGGCUCUCCCAGAAGCAGAGUGAGGUGAAGGACUCCUGGGCAGCCCUUCAGAGGGCCCUGAGGAGUGACAGGUCGGACCCGCCCCCAUCUGCUUCUACUUUCACCAGGGAAGAUGAUGACCCCGUGACACCGGGACGAGAACCGCAUCGCGUAAUGGGAACCGAGCCCAAAAGGAUCAUGGGAAAGGAGGGGAGGGAGGAGCGGAUCCGUCUCAAAAGCUGCGCGACCACCAGCGACAGCCAAAGCAGCAAGAGAACUCCCAGCAGCCCCGGCGGCGAGCCACGGCCCACAAGCCACGCCCCUUUUGCCCCGGGAGACGCCCCCGCCUGGCAGGAUGAUGUCAUGCUCAGACGUCGCUCCGCAGGCGAAAGGAAACCGCGAGUGGUGGAGCAGGAGGCCCCGCCCCCCCUCCGGGCCCACCCGCAGCUUCAGGCCCAGCUCCAGAAGUUCACCGUGUCUGCCGACAAGACCCUGUCGUGGCUGAAGGAGAAUGUGGGCCUGGCCACACAGGUGUGCUCUGUGGUCGGUCAGGACGGGCUGGAGGCGGCCAGGCGCUGUCAGGAAGCUCUGGAAAAAGAGAUCCUGUCCAAUGGAACCAGGAUAGAGGUGGUCAAGAGGGAGGGGCGGGGCUUGAUCCGGGCCCAGCACCCCGGGAGCGAGAAGAUUGAGACCUUCCUCGGCCAAUUGGAGUUCCUGUGGGAGGAGCUGAGGAGGAGGCACCAGAGGAACGCCGGCUUCCUGCAGGCCUCGGAGGAGCUGGGGUUCCGGGCGCUGAAGGCUCUGCGGGGGCUGAGCGGUCUGGAGGCGUGGCUGGAGGCGGUGGAUUUGACCCUGAGCCACGAGGCCUCCGUGGCCGGGGACCCCCACAGCAUGAGCGUGGCCGAGCGGGAGAGCCGUCUGCUGGAGAGGGAGGUGUCGGCGCGCGGGCUGGAGCUGGACGCGCUCCGCCUGGAGGUGGAGAGGCUGGGGGAGGGCCGGGGUCCCGACCACGACCACGCCCACGCCCACGCCCACGCCCAUGACCUUGACCACGCCCACGACCGCGCCCAUGACGUUGACCACGCCCACGACCGCGCCUAUGGGGGGCUGCCGGGACGACUGGCGGCGGUGGAGAGGAAGUACCAGCGGGUCCAGAGCGCUCUGACCCAGCAGAGCUCGGAGCUGCAGGACACGCGCAUGCUGACCGAGUUCCUGGAGCGUGUGGAGCUGGAGGAGAGCCAGGACCCCAGCCAGUACCGCCUGGCCCAGCCUCUCCACAGUGACAUCACCUCGGACCCCUCUCCGCUGGCCCUCCCAGGCGGCGGGCUGGGCGAGCCCCUGAUAGAGAGCCUGGGCGACCCCGUAGGAGAGCUGCGGGAGGCGGUGGAGAUGCUUAACGACACGGUGAGGCAGCGAGGCCGUACGCAGAGCCACGACAAGGCCGUCCGCUCGCUGCUCAGCAAGCACGCCAGGGUGGCGGUGCGUGUGGAGGAGUGCCUGUGCUGCAGCAAGGAGCUCAACAUGGACGUCCUGGAGAGGGAGACCGACUUGGCCGUCCGGUGUGAACCGGAGAGCUGUGGUCUGGAGGAACUGGAGGAGCAGCAGGACCAGCUGGAGAUCGACUAUGAGGUCAUCCGAGAGGAGGUGGAGGACAUGGGGAGCGAGGCCUCGCGGCUGGAGCAGCUGUGUCCGGAGAGGCUGCAGGUCCCGGGGGGGAGCCGGAUCCAGAACACCCUGCAGGCCUGGAAGGAGCUGGAGAGCAGCAUGGCGGAGAACCGCUCGCGACUGCAGGAGUUUAUCCAACUCAAGUACUUCUUCAGGAGCUACCUCGCCAUGAUCUCGUGGACCGAGGACACCCGGGCCUGCAUCUUCUCUGACAGCGCGCUGAACCUGGGGAGGGACGGGCAGGAGCCGAUCGCCACGGAGCUGGACCGACAGAUCGAGCAGAAGUUCCAGGAGUUUGACGAGCUGGCGUCCACGGGCGUCAACCUUCUCCGCCGGGAGCACCACCUCACCGAGAUGGUGAAGGAGCGUAUGGAGGAACUGAGGAGCAUGCUGGGUUGGAUCUCAGUCCACUGGAGGGCCCAGAAACAGCAGUGGCUUGACAGGCUGAAGAGAGAGGAGGGCUCACAGGACAACAUCUACUGUGAGGCCGCAAUGGGCUCACCACUCACUGAGAGUUCCACUCCCAGACCAGAGGUCUACCAGUGCCUCCGGCCCCUCGGAGCCAGCCCCCGCGAGGACACCCAGACGCCGCGGCCUGACAGCCAACCCGCCUCCCCGGGCAGCAGGCCGGCCCAGCGCCCGGACCCGGGCCAGGAGGACGACUACGAGGUCAUGACCCGUGUCGGGGGAAGGCCGGGAGGCGAGGCGGCCAAGCCCACCGUCUUGGUCCUCAAGGAGCCCGGCGGGGCUGCCCUGGGGGGCACCGUCAACCUCCUGCUCAGCCUCCGCAGCACGGGGGACAGCCAGGUCCAGGUGCUGGAGCCCCCUGCUGGAGUGGAGGAGGAGUUGCAGGAGGAGGCCUCAGAACCCGUUCACAGGGUGAGCACCUACCUGCACGUGAAGGACAGCGGCAUCGGUCUGACGCCCGUCUACGAGAGCAUCACCCUGCCCCGCCUCAAGACCUACGCCUCCAGCCAGGUGGCCAUGCCCUCCUGCUCCACCGCCGCCUCCUCCUCCUCCUCCCCCUCCUCCUCCACCUCCUCCUCGACGUCCUCCUCCUCGCCGCUCGCCACGCUGGCGCCCGGCGUGUUCUUCCACCCGACGGCCCGCGGCGGCGCCUCCAUGUUCAGUAGCCUGAAGAGGAUGGGCCAGAAGAGGAAGAGGAAGAGGGACGCCCGCCGCCACACCAUCCAGAGGAUCAUGGGGGUGGACGAGCGGGCGGGGGCGGAGCCCCGCUACGGCUGCGAGGGCGUGGCCUACGACACGCACACCUGGCCGCUCAAGGAGGGCCGGAGGAAGAAGCAGAGCGCGGCGAAGAGCCCCGUGAGAGUGGGAGGAAGAGGAAGAGGAGGCGAUGGAGGGGGAGAGGAAGACACGGCGUACAUGAAGAACCCCCUGCUGAUGGACAUCGACGGCGAGUGCUCGGGGGAGUACAGCAUCACGCCGUACGCCGUGUGCGGCGGGCCUCAGGUGAGGAGCCACUGCCGCUUCCUCUCCCUGGGCUCCGUGCUGAGCUUCGAGCUGCCCAAGGACAUGAGCGUCAUCCCCAGCAUCCAGGACAUCAUCACCAUCGCUCCGCCCGAGUGCAAGAAGGCGGCCGGGGCCGACCCGGAGCAGCAGCGGCCCCGGUCGUUGAGCUCCUUCAAACACACCCCGCCCACCCCCCACAGCCCCCGAGUGUAUCCCGGGUAUCCCGAAGUCGUCGUUAAGGGCACGCCCGACGCGGGGGAGACCACCCCUCGCCACCCGCACCCCCAUCAACCCCAUCCCCCGUUCCCGGGAGAGGUGGCGGAUCAGACCGUGCCGUGCACUGACCUCCGCGGGGCCUCCGGGCCGGGUCUGCAGGAGGACCCGGAGACGGAGUGGGACAAGAUGUCCCAGCUCCAGGUCAGCUCCUCCGCAGACGCAGACGAAGACUACGUCGUCAUGGAGGGGAGCGGGCGUCUCAGGCAGCUCUCGGCGGACAGCGGCCCGCGUGGGAACCCCGCCCGGGGGGACGGUGCCUCAAAUGUGAACGCCGUCCUGGUUGCCGCUCCCGCCGCUGCCGCCGCCGCCGCCGCCGCCGCCGCCGCUCCGUCGGCGACGCGCGGCCGCCACGAGUGCCUCAGCGUGCACACGCUGAUCCAGGACCUGGACAAGCACCAGUACCACAGGGCCGCCGGGCUCCAGGGGGAGGAGAGGCUGCCGGCUCAGGUCCAGAGCCAGGCCUCCCACAUGGUGGUCAACCUCAAGGCGGCGGUGGGCGUGGGCGGCCUCAACGACUCCCUGGACUCGGGGGUCUCCAGCACGGGCAGCGCCAGGCUGUGCGCGGAGGCCCCGUGCCCAGACGUCGUCCCCCGGCCCCGGGCGGUGGUGAGGAGGCUGGUGUCUCUGGAGCUGGAGGGGCUGGACUGCAAGCUCGCCAGGGUGACCAGUGGUCAGGCGCCCGUCGAGCCGCCGCCGCCGCCGCGCUCCCCCCUCGCUCCGAACGAGGCCGGGGGAGAGCUCGAGGCUGGGGUCGAGGGCGAGGGCGAACCGUUCCGCACGGACCACCGGCAGUUCGAGGAGGAAGAGGAGGAGCUGGAGGACAUCUGGAACCGCACCAGGAGCUACCGGCAGAGUAUCUGCUCCGACAUCAUGUACCAGCCCCACCAGGAGGAGGAAGAGGCCCCCGCGGCCCCCUGCCACCAGGGGGAACCCCCCCUGGACACGCCCCUGUCGCCCGCCACCAAGCCCCAGGCCGUGCUCUACAGGAAGCUGGUCACGGCGUCGGCCCCCAACCUCCUGGUGGCCGAGUUCAAGCUGCCCCCGUCCAUCCAGUCCCUGCUGGGGUACGACAGGGAGAAGCCCGCGGGAGAGCGGCUCCCCCUGGUGGCCAAAGGCGAGAGGAGGUCCUGGGCCUGCGAGUCUUCUUCUGCUGUUGUGAACGAGAGGUCUUCAGACGUGGUGAAGCGGACCGAUGUGGUGGACACUCAGAGAUACGUUUACCGCUAUGGAGACGAAGAGGAGGAGGAGGUGGAGGAGGAUGCAGAGGUGGUGAAGAAAGGGCAGGAGGAGGAACAGAUGAAGGAGGACGCAGCUUGUUUACAGGAGCAGUCGGUGAGCCUACUGUCGGUUCUCAGGAACCCAGAGGGUGCCUCUCGUAUCGGAACCACCCUAGAAAGCUCCAGCGAGAUGGAGAAUCAGGAUCCCAGGAUGGCCACCGGAGGGCGCUGCAGGACAACGAGUGGGAAGGCAGAGCUGCAGUCCAUGGAGGGAACUCUGGAGAGGAAGCAUAAACUCCAGCUAGGGGGGAAGAAAGCGGCGUCCAGAGGCUGGAACUCCCACCACGCCGUCCUGUACAGACACAGCCUCUGCUUCUACCAGGACAGGAAGGAUACGCUGAGGAGUUCCGUGUGCGGGCUGCCACUCAACCUGGUGGGAGCGGAGUGUGAGCCAGUGCCGGAGUACACCAAGAAACCCAACGUCCUCUGUCUGCGGCUGCGAGAUGGCUCUGAAUACUUACUGAACGCCUCGUCGCGCUUCAUGAUGAGGAAAUGGAUGCUGAAGAUACAAGCAAACACUGGACCCACUAGCUCCGCCCCCUCAGUGUCUCCUGGCCCUGUCAAUCAAGACCUCCCUGUUUCCUCGAGCCGCUCGCUGUGCCCUGGCUGCCAGGGUACGGACCGAUGCCACUGCUCCUCCCGGCCGGACCUCAUCUCCACCUUCCCCCGGCGCAAGGACCGGUCGCCCCCCCAGGCCAAAGAGAUCGUGGUGCUGACCCGGGAGUACAGCCCCAUGACCCAGGGCGGUCAGAGCACGGCCGGGGAGCAGUCGAGGGCGGUGGCCCCUGCUGCGGCAGAACCCCGUGGCGAUGAUGAUGAUGAUGAUGAUGAUGAUGAUGAUGAUGAUGAUGAUGAUGCUGUGGCCGGCCUGAGGAGUCUUUCUGGGGGCUCUCCAGGGAACAGCCCGCCUUUGUCCUCCCCCCACAGCCCGGGGGCCGCUGAGAAAGGCUGGCUCCAGAACAAAUGCCGCUCCCACUCCUUCACCUCAGCCACUUAUCAGAAGAUCCGUCCGGUGAGGAAGCUUACCCCCGCGGUGGGGGGGGGCGGGGAGCUGGGCUCCAGCUACUCUGUUACUCUGGUGAUAGGCGACCGGUCCUCCGGGGACCAGGGGGGGCCUCCCGCCAGCGGGGGCCCCGAAACCCCCGUGCUGCUGGGCACGGUGGGGUGGACGCACCGGGCCCCCCCCGGGGAGGACGGCGCCCCCUGGAGCUACGCCAGCCUGCCGCGACCGGCGCGCAACAAGUCUGUGUUCAAGAAGAUCUUUGGGAAGAAGGAGGGACAUGUGUGAAGGGGCUCCGGCCGUCACAGCGGCGCCCCCUAGUGGAUUUUUUUAUAUAGGUUUUAUAUUGAUGUUUUUUAAUGUGCAGGGCACAUGUUUCUUUAAGAAGUAACCGGCCUGAGUCGAGUAGUUGCAGAUUAUAUUUAUGUUCAAGAGGGUGGACAAGAGUUGUGUGUUGUUUAAAUCAAGCUUUGUGAAAUCACUUUCGUAAUUUUUGUAUUAUUUUGUGUUCCAAAGUAAAGUCUUACAUUUCUGUUCUAAAUUAAAUAAUGUCCAAUUACAAUUAACUUAAUCAAGGGACCCUUAGACCAUAAUUGUUGAGCUAAUCAACAAUCUCCACAUCCACUUCAGACAAUAGACCAAAAGGAACCAACCAAUCAAGUUGCUUUAAUUUAAUAUACCGGUAUGUUUGAUUUGCCUCUUCUUGGUAACAUAUUGUUUGUAUUGGAAGAUUUUCUUAGAUGCCAAUAUCCUGUUUUAGAUUAAUAGAUAUGCGACACCAUGAUGGGUUAAGUGCAUCCCACUUAAAAGUUUCCUCUUUGGAUUGUGAAUGGAAGAGUUUUGUGUGAGAGAAUAGCUGAAUGACAACAUUUCCCCGAACCCAUCUGUAGUUGUCUGUUGUAUUCCGAAAUGGCUGCAGGCUACUGCUGUGUUUUGGUGUAAACAGUGGCGUACAAACAUAGAAAAGAUACCGCUUAGGUUAAAAGCAGCGUGUAAUAUAAAAGCUGAUCCCUUUUCUGAUGUUUAUCUUAGUUCUUGUUGUUUUUUUACAUAUACUGAAUGUAUACCACUCAUACUACUUGUGUUGCUGCAGCCUGAUUCACAACCCAAAGUAGUCCAAUAGGACUCUGAUGGGCUUUGCUUCACUACACCGUCGGUUCCAGCAGUUUGAUACUGCGUGUGCUUGUCUAGGGACGAACGCCUCAUUCACAAUGUCAUUUAUAAUAAAACAUUUUUAAACCAAACAAGAGAUGCAA
Messenger RNA from Gadus morhua (Atlantic cod), 8928 nucleotides. RefSeq names its product myomixer (gene mymx). The record is from RefSeq and is a predicted model, not a curated record. The transcript is spliced from 33 exons. Lineage: Eukaryota; Metazoa; Chordata; Actinopteri; Gadiformes; Gadidae. Gene Ontology annotation, molecular function: phospholipid binding; protein binding. Bases 1604 to 7960 code for a protein of 2118 amino acids.